Messenger RNA from Hyaloscypha bicolor E, 270 nucleotides. RefSeq lists its product as uncharacterized. The record is from RefSeq and is a predicted model, not a curated record. The transcript has a single exon. Lineage: Eukaryota; Fungi; Ascomycota; Leotiomycetes; Helotiales; Hyaloscyphaceae. The annotation marks the transcript as partial.
GAUACGUAUAAUAUCGGAAAGAAGUCCUCUGCGAAUACUAAGGCAAAGAAUAUACAAAUUACAAUCGAAGAAACUAUUGAAUUAGUAGCUCAGAACCCUCAGAAGUAUAGAAAACUCAAUGAUUCGGAUAGUAGUGAAAUACCCCUUAAUAGAGACAUUCUUAAGGUUCUAUAUAUCAAGUUUAUAGUAGCUUGUAAUAUACUAUUACACUUAGUAAAGUACCCGGAAUUCAGAGCCCUGCUUUUAUACCUUAAUUCUAAUAUUAAUUAA